This is a messenger RNA of Striga hermonthica, 1104 nucleotides long. NCBI's taxonomy places the organism in Eukaryota, Viridiplantae, Streptophyta, Magnoliopsida, Lamiales, Orobanchaceae. The record is from the annotation of a GenBank genome assembly.
AUGGAUCAACACCCUCAAAAACGAGGUCCAAGCGGGCCCACAACAUCGAAAAAAGCACAUUCUUCAGCUGCUAAAAAUCCUCCCACCUGCAGCCGAACCGUUUGCAGCGAAAGAAGAACGAAUGUACAAAUCACAAGAGCUGGCAGCUCAGAUAAACCCAAAUUUGCAAACACUUCUUUUCGCUCUUCAGUUGGAAAUGAUGUUACUCGGAAGCCAUUGAAAAGUAGUCCCAUCACUAAAACAAGUGCAAAUAAGCCAUGCCUUGAUUCCAAGCGAGUACUGAGUUCUCAGGCAAAAUUUGAGCUGUCAGAAAGUAGUGCAUCGUCGAGUGUGAGACCUAGAAUAAUCUCUCAUCGUAAUAAAUCUCAAUUGAACAACCAAAACAGCCCGCCAGCUCGUUCAGUUCCGUUGGCUUCUAGAACCUCUGCCUCAGGGUCAUCUAAUCCGAUGGUGAGAAGGAGAAGUUUUGAAAGAGAAAGUGGCUCAUCUAGCAGAGAGAGAAAGGUUACGCACACGCCAUCCAUGAGUAGGCCAAUUAUUAAAUCACAGUCGAUGGCGAAGAGCGUCCCUGAGUUCCAAAAUAGAAGAAACGACUCGUCUGUGAGGGAACGUGCUGUUGUUACAUCCGAAUUACCCAAUAGCGAAUUACAGCCGAGUGUUGGCAGUAGGAGUACUUCAUUGAGUUUUUCCACAAGUGGCUCCAGAUCUUCUGACUCAGUGGAUUUCACCUCUGAAGAACAUGGAUUUACACAAUUGAUGGAUGAUGACAUGUUGCGUGGCUAUAACAUGGUUGGAGUUGCUGAGAUGCUGUUUGCUCUCGAGAGGAUUGAACAAGACCAAGAGAUGACACAUGAAGAAUUGCUUGCACUGGAGACCAGUUUGUUUCUUGGCAGCCUCAGCCUCUAUGACAGGCAUCGAGAUAUGAGACUCGAUAUUGAUAGCAUGUCAUAUGAGGAGGAGUACGUGGAUGGAGAUGAGAUGGGGAGUUUGGUCGAAUGCCAACACGGCUUUCACAUGAUGUGCAUAAACCAGUGGCUGAAGCUCAAGAAUUGGUGCCCCGUAUGCAAGACCUCAGCAGGCCCAUCACAAACAUCUUCAUCUUGA